This is a messenger RNA of Notodromas monacha, 445 nucleotides long. The record is from the annotation of a GenBank genome assembly. Lineage: Eukaryota; Metazoa; Arthropoda; Ostracoda; Podocopida; Cyprididae.
AUUUUUUUUUUCUCCACAGCACCUUGAACCUCACGCGGUGAGCUUGGAAGAAAGAAUAAAAUAACCUCUUUUCACGUCGCGCUGAAAAAAUAAUAAGAGGGAAGUGAGUGCAGUGAAAUAAGAGGAACGUUGCGGAAAAAAAAGGAAUACGGGAAAAAUUCAUAAAUAGGACAGAAGGUUUAGGGGGAAAAAAUAGAAGGAGUGAAACAUGAGCAGGCGGGAGACGAGCAGCAAUUACGACGACUGGCUUGGCGUGUCGGACUACGACGGACAAAGUCGUCACGGCGACAGCCGCGUCGGGAUCUACGGCUGGCGGAAGCAGUGUCUCUACUGUUUACUCGCUGUUCUGCUCAUCAUGAUCAUCAUCAACCUGGCUCUCACUCUGUGGAUCCUCAAAGUCAUGGACUUGUCAACAAUCGUCGGCAUGUUGGAUCACGUUUUCUGA